AUGCUUGCAGGAUCUACCAUUAGCUUUGUGACCGCUGUUGCCCUUGCUCUCACCCUUCCAGUGCAGGCAGCGCCUAAGCAAAUGAUGAGGCGCACAACUCCCGAGCUCAGCCUGACAGCUCAGCUUCAAAUUGCAGACACUGCCAUCGAUCGUUUCAAGCUUCUCCCAAAGGAUGAGAACUUCGUAUUCGAUUUCACCAGCAGCAAAGUCCCAUUUGCCAACCGCCAGACAUUCCCCGCUUUAGUCGGCUCUGGAAUGUCUAUUAGUGCCGCAGAACUGCCAGCCUGUAGCAUGGCCUACCUCCACCUCCACCCUCGUGCUACAGAGGUUUUCGUACUUAACUCUGGACGCGUGCUCACCCAGAUGGUACCUGAAGUAGGCGUGCUUGACGCUGAAGGCAAACAACGAGUCGUUCAUACCGAGUUGCAUCCCGGCAUGGCGACUGUCUUUCCGGCCGGGUCGUUCCACACGCAGGUGAACCCAGAUUGCGAGCCAGCUAACUUUACGGCGGCGCUCUCGGCAGAAGACUUUGGAAUCAGCUUGGUUGCAAAUGAGGUCUUCUCCCUCAGUGAUGAUGUUAUUUCUGCUUCGUUUGGAGAGAGCAUUGCUGGUGAGGACAUCGAUAAAGUGAGACAUGCUAUUCCUAGUGAUGUUGUGAUCAAGGUCGAGGAGUGUUUGAGCAAGUGCGGUAAGCAGAAGCGUCGUGCUUGA
Messenger RNA from Penicillium nucicola, 711 nucleotides. RefSeq names its product germin family protein. The coding region runs from base 1 to 711 and encodes 236 amino acids. Gene Ontology annotation, molecular function: manganese ion binding. The transcript has 3 exons. Gene Ontology annotation, cellular component: cell wall. Lineage: Eukaryota; Fungi; Ascomycota; Eurotiomycetes; Eurotiales; Aspergillaceae. The record is from RefSeq and is a predicted model, not a curated record.